Molecule: messenger RNA, 1962 nt
Organism: Erythranthe guttata (spotted monkey flower)
Lineage: Eukaryota; Viridiplantae; Streptophyta; Magnoliopsida; Lamiales; Phrymaceae
Product: polyubiquitin
Molecular function (GO): protein binding
Source: RefSeq, a predicted model, not a curated record
AAAGCAUUGAUUCCUCUUCCUUAUUUCAUCAACAACAUAAAAAACGCCUACAGAAAACCAUCGCUUCACACACAAUCCAUUAGUUUCUGACCUAAUCUUCUCGAUUUUGAUUGAUAAGAUGCAGAUCUUUGUGAAAACCCUGACCGGAAAGACCAUCACCCUCGAGGUGGAAAGCUCGGACACCAUCGACAACGUGAAGGCCAAGAUCCAGGACAAGGAAGGGAUCCCUCCGGACCAGCAAAGGUUGAUCUUUGCUGGCAAACAACUCGAAGACGGGCGCACUCUUGCCGAUUACAACAUUCAAAAGGAGUCUACCCUCCACUUGGUCCUCCGUCUCAGAGGGGGUAUGCAGAUAUUUGUCAAGACCCUCACUGGGAAGACUAUCACCCUUGAAGUCGAGAGUUCUGACACGAUUGACAACGUUAAAGCCAAGAUCCAGGACAAGGAGGGCAUUCCCCCGGACCAGCAGAGGUUGAUCUUUGCUGGCAAACAACUCGAAGACGGGCGCACUCUUGCUGAUUACAACAUUCAGAAGGAGUCUACCCUCCACUUGGUCCUCCGUCUCAGAGGUGGUAUGCAGAUAUUUGUCAAGACUCUCACUGGGAAGACCAUUACCUUGGAGGUUGAGAGCUCCGACACUAUUGAUAACGUCAAAGCCAAGAUUCAAGACAAGGAAGGGAUUCCCCCGGAUCAGCAGAGGUUGAUUUUUGCAGGGAAGCAGUUGGAGGAUGGUCGUACUCUUGCCGAUUACAACAUCCAAAAGGAAAGCACUCUUCACUUGGUGCUCAGGCUGAGGGGCGGGAUGCAGAUUUUUGUCAAGACUCUCACUGGAAAGACCAUCACCUUAGAGGUCGAGAGCUCCGACACCAUUGACAACGUUAAAGCUAAGAUACAGGACAAGGAGGGCAUUCCCCCGGACCAGCAGAGGUUGAUCUUUGCUGGCAAGCAGCUUGAAGAUGGUCGCACUCUUGCGGAUUACAACAUCCAAAAGGAGAGCACUCUUCACUUGGUGCUCAGGCUGAGGGGUGGGAUGCAGAUUUUUGUCAAGACUCUCACCGGGAAGACCAUUACCUUGGAGGUUGAGAGCUCCGACACUAUUGAUAAUGUCAAAGCCAAGAUUCAAGACAAGGAAGGAAUCCCACCGGACCAACAAAGGCUGAUCUUUGCAGGGAAGCAGUUGGAGGAUGGUCGUACUCUUGCCGAUUACAACAUCCAAAAGGAGAGCACUCUUCACUUGGUUCUCAGGCUGAGGGGUGGGAUGCAGAUUUUUGUCAAGACUCUCACUGGAAAGACCAUCACCUUGGAGGUGGAGAGCUCCGACACGAUUGACAACGUCAAAGCCAAGAUUCAAGACAAGGAAGGAAUCCCACCGGACCAGCAGAGGCUGAUCUUUGCAGGGAAGCAGUUGGAGGAUGGUCGCACUUUGGCGGACUACAAUAUUCAAAAGGAGUCCACUCUUCACUUGGUGCUGAGGUUGAGGGGAGGGAUGCAGAUAUUUGUGAAGACUUUGACUGGUAAGACCAUCACUUUGGAGGUGGAGAGUUCGGACACCAUUGACAACGUCAAAGCUAAGAUUCAGGAUAAGGAGGGGAUUCCACCGGACCAGCAGAGGUUGAUCUUUGCUGGGAAACAGCUGGAAGAUGGGAGGACUCUUGCUGAUUAUAACAUACAGAAGGAGUCCACCCUUCAUCUUGUCCUCCGUCUCCGUGGUGGUUUCUAGAUGUCUCCUCCUAUUUGUCCUUUGAUCAUUUGUUUCUGUUAUCUUGUUGUUCCGUUUCUUUUCUGUCUUAAACCACCUUUUGGUUUAUGUUGAAACUUUGUUACUGUUAUGUGCUCUAAUUCUGGUAUUCGGUUUAGUCCCUGAGACAAUGGAUUGGGAUUUUCUUUGUUAAAUAAAGCUCCCUUCUGUAUUUGCUCACACUUUCUUUGUUAAAUAAAGCCCCGUUCAGUAGUUGCUCUCUU